Molecule: messenger RNA, 478 nt
Organism: Seriola dumerili (greater amberjack)
Lineage: Eukaryota; Metazoa; Chordata; Actinopteri; Carangiformes; Carangidae
Gene: nmu
Product: neuromedin U
Exons: 8
Coding region: 1-426 (141 amino acids)
Biological process (GO): regulation of smooth muscle contraction
Molecular function (GO): neuromedin U receptor binding
Source: RefSeq, a predicted model, not a curated record
AUGAGGACCUUCCAGAGCCAAAGUCAGCCUGCGCCCCGCGGAGCCUCCAGCAGCCUGCACAGCCUCAGCAGCACCGCCAUGAGUCCACUCAGCACGGCCAGCAUCACCCUCGCAGCCCUGCUCAUCCUCACCAUACCAGUGUGCAAAAGUGCUCCAGCAGAACUUCAGCAAGCCACAACAGAGCAGAGGCAGCUACUCAGCCAGAUAGACGCUGUGUGCUCAUCCUACCUCUCUGCAGACCUGAAGUUCUGGGCAUCUGAUGUCUUAGGGGAACUCUGUGUCUUGAUGCUGGUUCAGAAGUCAAAGGAGCUGAAAGUGCGAGAAAACAGUAAAAGGGCUGAACUGCAGGGACCUGGUGGAAUCCAGAGCAGAGGUUACUUCCUCUAUCGGCCACGAAAUGGAAGACGAUCCUUAGAAUAUGAGUAAAUUAAAGCUUAGCGUGUAGAGACGAGACCCGAGCCGCUGCCCCACGACUGAG